GCGGGCGGAGCGGGGCCGGGAUGGAGCGGCUCCGGGCGGCGGGGCGGGGCCAGCGCGCCGCAUAAAAGCCCCUCGCCGAGCGGGAAGCGCCACCGCGGGCGCCGGGCCACGCCGCUGUCACCACGGUGAUGGGCUCGGUGGCGCUGUGAGGACAGAGCUCGCGAGCCGGAGGGCAAGGACGAGAGAGCCGCGGCCGAGCGGACCCUGGAGAAGCCAAGCGGCCGGCGGGAGAAGUAAGAGCCCCCGGCGCGCACAGCACAGCCCGAGCCGGCCGGCCCGGUUCGCGGCGCCGCGCUGCAAGCGGAGAAAGUCCCGGAGCCUUGGCUUCAGCUAACGAGAACUUCUGUCAUCCUCAUCCUCAAAGAGGAGGCUGGCGGGGCGGCACAGGCAACCUGAUUUCUCCGGCGGAGAGCGGCCGCUUCUGGAAUAAGCCGCCGCCUGUGCGCGCGGAGCGCCGCAUCCCUUGCGGGGUUGCAGCUGCGGGCGCCCUGCACCUCGCCCCUCACCCCCUCCAAAGCCACUCUUGUCCGUAAGCACAAGUGACAAGGAAGUAGCCAUCCAGUGUAGGAGUCUUUUCUUUUCUUUUUUCCUUCACCUUCUCUGCCAGUGCCUGUAUAUUUUUUAUUUUAUUUAUUUAUUAGUAUUUUUUAAAGAGAGUAGAGCUGGUCCUUACUUCGGGAAAGGUUUUUCUUUUUAAUUGGAAAGGCUCUUUCUCUGAAUACGUUCACACCCACACACCUCUAAAAAGACAGAGACACAUCGGAGGCUGAGCGCCCAAGGAGAAAGAUGGAAAAGGGAGCCCGGCACCGGAACACCGACAGGAACCACCCGGGUGGGAGCGAGCCCGAGGCGGACCCCGACGCCGGGUCCGGAGGGGGCGGGGUGGCCCUGAAGAAGGAGAUCGGAUUGGUCAGCGCCUGCGGCAUCAUCGUGGGGAACAUUAUUGGCUCUGGAAUCUUCGUCUCACCUAAGGGUGUGCUGGAAAACGCCGGCUCUGUGGGCCUCGCACUCAUCGUCUGGAUUGUGACAGGCAUCAUCACAGCUGUGGGAGCCCUGUGCUAUGCCGAACUUGGGGUCACUAUCCCCAAAUCAGGGGGUGACUACUCCUACGUCAAGGACAUCUUUGGAGGACUAGCUGGCUUCCUGAGGCUGUGGAUUGCAGUUCUGGUGAUCUACCCCACCAACCAGGCCGUCAUCGCCCUCACCUUCUCCAACUACGUGCUACAGCCACUCUUCCCCACCUGCUUCCCCCCAGAGUCGGGCCUGCGGCUCCUGGCUGCCAUCUGCUUGUUGCUUCUCACAUGGGUCAACUGCUCCAGCGUGCGGUGGGCCACACGGGUUCAAGACAUUUUCACAGCUGGGAAGCUCCUGGCUCUCGCCCUCAUCAUCAUCAUGGGAUUCGUGCAGAUCUGCAAAGGAGAAUACUUUUGGCUGGAGCCAAAGAACGCAUUCGAGAAUUUCCAAGAACCAAAUAUUGGCCUCAUUGCACUGGCCUUCCUGCAGGGAUCUUUUGCCUAUGGAGGCUGGAAUUUUCUUAAUUACGUGACUGAGGAACUUGUUGAUCCCUACAAGAACCUUCCCAGAGCUAUCUUCAUCUCCAUUCCACUGGUCACAUUUGUAUAUGUCUUUGCCAAUAUCGCCUAUGUCACUGCAAUGUCCCCCCAGGAGCUGCUGGCAUCCAACGCAGUCGCUGUGACUUUUGGAGAGAAGCUGCUGGGUGUCAUGGCUUGGAUCAUGCCCAUCUCGGUGGCCCUGUCCACCUUUGGAGGUGUCAACGGAUCUCUCUUCACUUCCUCUCGGUUGUUCUUUGCUGGAGCCAGAGAAGGCCACCUCCCCAGUGUUCUGGCCAUGAUCCACGUGAAGCGCUGCACCCCCAUCCCAGCCUUGAUCUUCACAUGCAUCUCCACGCUCCUGAUGCUGGUCACCAGUGACAUGUACACACUCAUCAACUACGUGGGCUUCAUCAAUUACCUCUUCUACGGAGUCACAGUGGCCGGGCAGAUAGUCCUCCGCUGGAAGAAACCAAACAUCCCACGCCCCAUCAAGAUCAGCCUGCUGUUCCCCAUCAUCUACCUGCUGUUCUGGGCCUUCCUGCUGGUCUUCAGCCUGUGGUCGGAGCCUGUGGUGUGUGGCAUUGGCCUGGCCAUCAUGCUGACCGGAGUGCCCGUCUACUUCCUGGGUGUCUACUGGCAGAACAAGCCCCAGUGUUUCAACAGCUUCAUUGAGUGGAUCACCCUGGCGAGCCAGAAGAUGUGUGUGGUGGUGUACCCCGCCAUGGAGGAGGGCUCGGGCCGAGAGGAGGAGGACGGGGACGACAUGGCCGAGCAGCGGCAACCCAUCUACAAGCCUAGCGCCUCCAGGGAGGCCUUGGAGCACGCCUAGCCUGGACCACAGCUCCUCCACCAACCCUGCCCUCUCCCACCCAUGUCCCCUCUCCAGGCCCCCCAGCUCACACACACACACACACACACACACCCUGCUCCGCCAACAGAGCCAAGACUGGGUGUAGGUGGAGAAGCACUAAACCAAGACUGACAUCAGGACCUAAAAAAGCAGCCUCUCACCCACAUGGCCUGAGGCUCCACUUAGAACAGCCUGGAUGCCCAUGGUCUUCCCUCUAGCCCUCAGUUUCCUCCCCUGGAGCCUGAGUUCAGUAUUGCCUCUCUCCUCCCCAUCUCUGAACCCAAGGGGGUUGGGGGCGCUCUGCUCAGAGUUGCCAGCAGUGAAGUGCAGCUGGAGAGACUAGAAUCCUCCUCCCUUCAUUGGGGACCCAAGAAACCAGAGGGGGCGCUUUGCUGGACGUUCCCUGCCUCAGCCGGGCCCAUCCACAGUCGGGUUCCGUAGGCCAUAGCCUAAGGACCAAUGCUCAGGAGCACCGCCUGGCCCUGGCACAGCCUGCGCUGUUCGCAGGAGGUCAGACUGCCCCGCCUCCUGUGCCCCCCAGCCCGUGCCAAAGCUGCCAGAAGGGCUGCUUAUCUUCCCUGGUGCCAACCUCACUUUCCCCGCCCCUCCCCGUUCCUCCCCUCCCCUCCCCUCCCCUCCCCUCCCCUCCUCAUGACAGAGCAGUUCCACUCUUGCCCCUACCCCCAAAGGGAAGGAGCAGUCAUCAGGCUGCCCCCAGACACACCCCUGACACCCCCCCCCCCCCCCCCCCCCCCCCCCCGCAGCCGGCUGCCUAGCGCCCUUUUCCUCCUCUCUGGGCCUGACUGGGUAUGAAAGCUCCCAGAGCCCUUCAGGCCUGCAACCCAAGCCAAGUGAGCCUUAAGUCACCUCCCAUCCAAGAACUGGGCCUAAAAAUACCCCCCUCGUUUCUUGCCCUCGGGACAGGCCGGGUGUGAGAUGCCCAGAAGUACCCUCCCCCGCCCCACCAUUUCCGAGAGUUCUGCAAACCAGCCCUUACAGGCCAGCCUCUGCAUAGACCCCAGGACAGGGGCUGAGGGGAGGACCACUGGGCACCAGGCACCCUUUGGAAACCCUCAGAAAACCUACCCUCUGUACCAUGCAGAGCUCCAGCAUCCGCUCUUCCCGUGCGCCCAAGGACCACCGCUGCUCAGCCUCUCCACGUGAUGGCCCGCCCGCUCCCCGCCCCCACUCCCCCAGGGAGGCACUCCUGUGGGUCCACCACAUAGUUGGGGGCCAGACUGGGUCUGAGUCGGGGUCCUUCCCAAGGAUCUCCAGGUGGGAUGGGACUGGCCCCAGAGGGCCAGGGGACCACCCUCCUGCCCCUCUUCUCAUUCCUCCACCCUCUUUCAAUUAUUAUUAUUUUUUUUGUAAAGUGGAUGCCUUACUUUUUGGAUAAAUAUUUUUGAAGUUGGCAUUUCUAUUUCUUUUGAAAGAUUUUUUUAAUGUAAGGUUUUUUUGUGUGUUUUUCCCCCAGGGGAUGGGGUGGGGUGGGAGAUGUCAUUGUACCUGAAGAAUCAUCUUCUGUCUUUGAGCUUUGUUUAGGUCUUAGAGGGUGCUUUGUUUUGUGCAGGGUUCCUUUAUUCUUUUGAUGUAAUAAAAUUUUCAAAAGAACCGUGGAGUUGGUGGUGCUGGUGAUUAAAUGACCUUCUGAGCCAGUCAUCAAGCAUUUCUCAGUCCUGUCAGAGGUGGGGGGUGGGGUGGGCAGGGGUGGAGUCUGCCUGUUGGGCCCUUUCCUUGGCACCCUGAGGGACCCUCGGCAGCGCUGUCGGACUCCUCAUCCUGAACCCAAAACUCUUUUUUGCUGUAAAAUCACAAAGCUCCUCACCUCACUGUGCACACUGGCUGGGGGGCUGGGAGAGGGUCAGAGGGACCCCAAACCAGAAUGGGGGAGGAGAGGGCUUUGAGGGUUCUGGUAUGAUGGGCUCAGCCUUACAAAGCCCUCCAGCUGUCUAGGAGGUGGUGCAGUGGAUAAAGCGUUGGACUCUCAAGCAUGAGAUCCCAGGUUCAAACCAGCAUUGCAUGUACCAGAGGGAUGCUCUGGUUCUCUCCUAUCUCACUAGUUACAAAAAAAAUAAUAACAGUAGGGUUCUGAUUCUUUUUCUCUAUGUCUAUCUUCUUCAUGAAUAACAAGAUCUUUUUAAAAAAUGAACUUGGAUUUCAAAACAAUAAAAUAUUUAAUAAAUUAAUAAUAAAAAGAUGCAUACAUUACUAUGUACAAAGACCUACUUAGAGUGAUCUGGGAAGUGGCGCAGUGGAUAAAGCACUGGACUCUCAACCAUGAGGUUCUGAGUUUGAUCCCCGGCAGCACGUGUACCAGAGUGAUGUCUGGUUCUUUCUCUCCUAUCUUUCUCAGGAAUAAAUAAAUUUUUAAA
Messenger RNA from Erinaceus europaeus (western European hedgehog), 4775 nucleotides. RefSeq names its product solute carrier family 7 member 8 (gene SLC7A8). Gene Ontology annotation, biological process: neutral amino acid transport; amino acid transmembrane transport. The coding region runs from base 787 to 2382 and encodes 531 amino acids. The transcript is spliced from 11 exons. Gene Ontology annotation, molecular function: neutral L-amino acid transmembrane transporter activity; L-amino acid transmembrane transporter activity. Lineage: Eukaryota; Metazoa; Chordata; Mammalia; Eulipotyphla; Erinaceidae. Gene Ontology annotation, cellular component: membrane. The record is from RefSeq and is a predicted model, not a curated record.